GGAGAAGAGAAGGUCAUCACUGAACCGAAGAAAAAGAAACGAAGCUACAGCUUACAACACAUAUUGCUAACAGUUGAAAGGAGCUAGCUAGCAAGAAACUCACCAAAACUAUUAUUUUUACUUUCUUGUGAUCCGUACCUCACUACUGUUUGGCCGCCUCCUCAUUCCUCGCUUAUUAAAUAGCCCCUACCCGCACUCCCAUAUUCUUCAUCUCUCAAGUUUCAGAAGUUGGAAAUGAUGGCCACAGUACUAGAGCAUCACAUCAAUAACGCCGCAGUUGAGUUCGUGGACUACUUUCCUUCCAUGAUUCUGCGGCUCGGAGAAGAAGCGUUCAUCGCAGAGCUGUGCAGCGGGUUUCGGCUGCUGAUGGAUGUGGAGAAAGGGCUCAUCACGUUCGAAAGCUUGAAGCGGAACAGCCUCUUGCUGGGGAUUCAUGACAUGGGGGACGAUGAGCUUGUGUGGAUGUUGAUGGAAGGUGAUCUCGAUGGAGACGGGGCUCUCAGCCAGUUGGAGUUUUGCAUUCUCAUGUUUAGGUUAAGUCCAGGUCUGAUGGAUGCAGGACCUAAUAAGCAGGUUUGGGUGGAGGACAUUGAUCGUCGUCGUCGUCAUGUAAAUGAUCAGAUACAUGUAGGGUUUCAAUGAUGUUAUCGUAUAUGCAAUUAGUUUUCAGCGUCUUCUUUCUUGUACGUUCUUUUAUUAAUAACUUCGAUCAAUAAUAAAUU
This is a messenger RNA of Rosa chinensis, 722 nucleotides long. Its product is annotated as calcium-binding protein PBP1. The transcript has a single exon. The coding region runs from base 235 to 642 and encodes 135 amino acids. Lineage: Eukaryota; Viridiplantae; Streptophyta; Magnoliopsida; Rosales; Rosaceae. Gene Ontology annotation, molecular function: calcium ion binding. The record is from RefSeq and is a predicted model, not a curated record.